UAGAGUGAGAGAUAGAGAGAGACGAGAGAAAAGAGGUGAAGUGGGUGUCUCUAUCUCUCACCUUUUGAUUUGUUAUCUGAACACAGUAUCGAGCUUUUCUUCCAUUAAUUUAAUGGAGAUUUUGGCUAGAAGCAGGUGUGGAAGAACUUGGGUUAGAUGCGUUCUGUGUUUCAAGGAAGAAUAGGAAAACGAUGGGCCAAAGCGCGUUACUAUUUGAGCGGGAGAUGAUCCAAAUCUGCUGACAUUUCUUUGAUUUAUAUUUGUUUUUUGUGAUCUCUUUCUUUCAGUCUCCUACUUUAUGGUUGAAUUCAAAGUUCAAAAGCCUGGAAUGGAUUUGAAGUUUCAUCCUCUGCUUUCGUGAUCCUCAUUUCCAUGCUCUAAUUUCGAAGAUCUCACUUUUUUGUUUCUAAUCGCAGGUGUUGAGCGGUUGAGCCCAAUCAAUCAAGGUUUAAUAUCUGAAACACUUGUUCUUGCAUUUCCCUCGAAAAGAUGGGGAAAGCUGGGAGAGAUUGGACACAGAUCUACGCGAUCUACGGCAUGGACGAAUGGCAAACUGUAAUUUUCCUGCUAAUCCAUGCUCUCCUAUUUUCGUUCCUCGCCGUUCUUUUCCUCGUUUACUUCAAUCCACUCUGUUCAGUCGUGGAAUCUAUCUUCCCUGCCCUUCAUGCCGGAGCUUCUCGCUUCAUCGCUGGCUUCACCGGCUCCGUCACCGCAAUCUCGGCCGUCUGUCUCUUAUUUGCCGCAGGGAACAUCUUUUACUCCUCUGUCUCGCUCCACUGGGAGAUGGCACAGCGAAUGAUUAACGUGGUCAGUGACUGGUCAACGGUCAAAACGGCUCUCGACGUCGGAUGCGGCCGUGGAAUCCUCCUCAAUGCAGUGGCGCUACAGCUGAAAAAGGAAGGAAGCUCCGGACGCGUCGUCGGCCUCGAUUGCCGGAAAACAGCGGUGGCGACGUUGCGUACAGCGGGAAUGGAAGGCGUUCAGGAGUACGUGACUUGUAGAGAGGGUGACGCCCGGCGGUUGCCGUUCGCCGAUAAUUACUUCGAUGUGGUGGUAUCGGCUGUGUGCUUGCACACAGUAGGGAAGGAAUUCGGGCAUCGGACGGCGGCGGCUGCGGCUGAAAGGAUGAAGGGUUUGGUUGAAGUUGUUAGGGUUUUGAAGCCCGGUGGUGUUGGAGUGUUAUGGGACCUGGUUCAUGUGCCGGAGUAUGUGCAUAGGUUGCAGGAACUUCGCAUGGAGGACAUACGCGUUUCGGAGCGCGUGACGGCUUUCAUGGUCAGUAGCCAUAUCGUAUCGUUUCGGAAGCCGAGUCAACAUGUAGCUGGAUCGGGGGAGGUCAGGCUUGACUGGAGAUGCACCAGUAUCUGUUAAUUAUACCAAAAACCAAACAAUAAGAAGAAGAAGAAGAUCAUCAAGUAUUCUUAUUAGUAUUUCAUGAAACCCAAAGAAAGGUAUUUAGUAUUUUCUUAUAUAUAUCUGGGGAGACGAAGCCGAACCAGAUACCUCUCUUUUUUUCUUCUUUAAUUAUUAUUUAUUUGGAAGAAAAAGAAGAGAUGAAUAUAGAAUUAUAGAUGGGGAAGCGAUAUUAGAUAUGAUCUUUUUUUUUUUUGGGUAAGGAUAUCAGAUAUGAUCAUGUUGAUCGUAUGAGCUUGUGUUCAUAAAAGAUGGGUUUAAGCUGUAAAGUGAUCAUGAAUUCUGAGAAGAAAUUUCGGAUUGAACAGGAAGUUGUACCGAAA
Messenger RNA from Macadamia integrifolia, 1736 nucleotides. RefSeq lists its product as uncharacterized. The record is from RefSeq and is a predicted model, not a curated record. Bases 490 to 1371 code for a protein of 293 amino acids. The transcript has 2 exons. NCBI's taxonomy places the organism in Eukaryota, Viridiplantae, Streptophyta, Magnoliopsida, Proteales, Proteaceae. Gene Ontology annotation, molecular function: S-adenosylmethionine-dependent methyltransferase activity.